AUGCUCCCGAAUCCAAACAUGUAUGCGCAUCACCAGUACCAUCCGGCCCAGCAGGAGCAGUCCUGGAUGCACCAGCAGCCCGGCCACCAGCACCAGGCCCAGCAGGCUGCCGCCGCCGCCGCCGCUCAGCAGCAGCACUACUCGCGCAUGGCCGCCAAUGCCGCUCACAACUCGUCCGUCAACACCGCCAUGGCCGCCGCCGCUGCCGCCGCUCAGGGCGCCGCCCACGUCCAGGACCCGGGUCUCGACAACGUCUCCGAGGACAACCGCCGCACCCUCAACUACAUUGCCGACCUCCUGCGCGAGGACACGCGCGAGGCCGCUCUUCUCGAGCUCAGCAAGAAGCGCGAGCAGGUCCCCGAGCUUGCCCUCAUCCUCUGGCACUCGUUUGGUGUCAUGACCUCGCUCAUGCAGGAAAUCAUCUCCGUCUACAACCUCCUCAACCCCAGCCAGCUCACUGCUGCAGCCUCCAACCGCGUCUGCAAUGCCCUCGCCCUCCUCCAGUGUGUGGCCAGCCACAACGAGACCCGGACGCUCUUUCUCAAUGCCCACAUUCCUCUGUUUCUGUAUCCGUUCCUCAACACGACCUCCAAGUCUCGCCCCUUUGAGUAUCUCCGACUUACGAGCCUUGGUGUUAUUGGCGCCCUGGUCAAGAAUGACUCGACAGAGGUGAUCAACUUUCUCCUCACGACCGAGAUCAUCCCGCUAUGUCUCCGUAUCAUGGAGACUGGCUCUGAACUCAGCAAGACCGUCGCCAUCUUCAUUGUCCAGAAGAUCCUCCUCGACGACAACGGCCUCAACUACAUUUGCGCCACCUAUGAGCGGUUCUAUGCAGUCGGCACCGUCCUUAGCAACAUGGUGGCCCAGCUCGUCGAGCAGCAGACUGCUCGUCUCCUCAAGCAUGUCGUACGCUGCUUCCUGCGACUCAGCGACAAUGCUCGAGCACGUGAGGCUCUGCGUCAGUGCCUCCCUGAGCCUCUCCGCGACGCAACCUUCAGCGCUGUAUUGCGCGAUGAUGCAGCUACAAAGCGCUGUCUUGCCCAGCUGCUCAUCAACCUGUCCGACACAGUCAUUGAGCCUGGGUCGAGCGGUCACCCGGGUCUGUAG
Molecule: messenger RNA, 1107 nt
Organism: Microdochium trichocladiopsis
Lineage: Eukaryota; Fungi; Ascomycota; Sordariomycetes; Xylariales; Microdochiaceae
Product: cell differentiation family, Rcd1-like-domain-containing protein
Exons: 2
Coding region: 1-1107 (368 amino acids)
Biological process (GO): mRNA catabolic process; negative regulation of translation
Cellular component (GO): P-body; CCR4-NOT core complex; CCR4-NOT complex
Source: RefSeq, a predicted model, not a curated record